Molecule: messenger RNA, 2313 nt
Organism: Helianthus annuus (common sunflower)
Lineage: Eukaryota; Viridiplantae; Streptophyta; Magnoliopsida; Asterales; Asteraceae
Product: transcription factor bHLH35
Exons: 5
Coding region: 82-789 (235 amino acids)
Biological process (GO): regulation of DNA-templated transcription
Cellular component (GO): nucleus
Molecular function (GO): protein dimerization activity; sequence-specific DNA binding; DNA-binding transcription factor activity
Source: RefSeq, a predicted model, not a curated record
UAUAAAUAAACCAACCCACUUUGUCUCCUCCACACACAAUCAUCCGGUAAACAUUUCCCACUCUUGUUCUCAAACUAUUCAAUGGAAAACUACUGGGACAACAUCCACCAAAUCGACGACUACAGUUGGGGCGGAUUGGAGGAAACGUUCUCCGGUUAUUAUGAUUCGAGCUCGCCUGAUGGAACCCAGUCAGCCGCGGCUUCCAAAAACAUUGUGUCCGAGAGGAACAGGCGGAAGAAGCUUAAUGAUCGCUUGUUUGCGCUACGCGCUGUCGUCCCUAAUAUUAGUAAGAUGGACAAGGCAUCGAUAAUCAAGGAUGCGAUUGAUUAUAUUCAAACAUUGCAUGAACAAGAGCAAAUGAUCAAAUUGGAACUGGACGAACUGGAGUCGCGCAAAAUGGAGCCAGAGACGUUGGAUAUGUGUCAAGAGACAGAAGUGUUUAUGUCGAUGGAGAGAUCGAAGAGGAUAAGGUCGGAUCAAGUGUUUGAUCCCAGUGGAUCAUGGAUGUAUCCGAUUGAAAUUCUGGAACUGAAUGUGGAAUAUGUUGGGGAGAAGAUAGUGUUGGUUAAUUUGAAAUGUAGCAAAAGAAGAGACACAAUUGUAAAGCUUUGUGAGGUGUUUGAAUCUUUGAAGCUUAAUAUUGUUACUGCCACUAUUUCUGCUUUUCCUGAAAGGCUUUUAAACACUCUCUUUAUUCAGGUGAAGGGCCAAUACGGGUGGCGCCGGUUCGUCUUGGAUAUUAGGCGAGGUUUUACCGAUUAUCCCACCGUCAUGCCUUCGGGCGGGUAGAGGUUGCGUUUCCGCGCAUCUGGGAGAGUCAAGCGGCUGGCGGCGGUCAAGUAGUCGACCUUGGCCACAGCGACCGAUGUCACUGUGAUUGACACGUCAUUUCUUGCCGUUCUAAAACCUAUACAUUUAAUAUCCAAUAAAAAAAGUUAAAUGAAUUAUUAAAGAUUAAGAUGUAUUGUUUUAAGCAAAGGUUUCUUUUGGUAAAGGGCGUAGUAUUAUUUAAUAGUUUGUCGCCACGUGUUAUUUCGGUGUUAAAUACCUCAUGUAAUCAUUGAAUGAAGACGUUUUAUUUAUUUAUUUUAAGACGACAAGUAUCCCUGUAAUAUCUGAAAAUGUUAUUUAUUGUUUAAAUACUAUUUUAAUGAUACUACAGGAUUUUAUCAAAUAUUUUAAAAUCAUUUAAUAUUACAUAAUAUUAAGAACAAUAUUUACAGGAUAUUUAUCAAAGGUGACAAUAACUUGAAUAGUUUUUUUUUUAUCAAAGGUGACAGUAACUUGAAUAGUUUUUUAAAGAUGAUAUUACGUUUGUGAACAUAUAAAAUAUUACGGUGCAAACGUUAAAUAUUAUUUAUAACAUUUUUAAUAUUACAUACUAUUAAGCCGUAUUCUUCACAUGGUAUUUUUUUUUAUCCAAAGGGACAUUAACUUGAAUAAUUUGUUUGUAAAGGUAUAAAAUAUUACGGUACAAAUUACAAGGGAAAAAACAUGAAUAUGACAAAGAGGUUUAAAAGUAAACCCUCUAGACAAGUAGUGAAUUAUUUAUAUUAUCUUUCUUUUUUUAAUAUAAGAGCAUGCUGUCAAAAUUUUAAAUAUGAUAAUUGACAAGAGUAUUUUGACCUUUUUUAAGUUAGAAAUCACGGAUUUUGACAUUUUUGAGCAUAAUAUAAGCAAAUUUGUAUUAUUUUAAGCAUAACAUUGACAUCUUUAAUCCCAAUUUGUAAACACAUGGCGCCUCUAGAAUUUUUUGCCACUGUUUCAUAAUGAGUCGGUGUCAGUCGAGUAUCAUAUAAUAAAUAACAAAAAAAAUAAAUAAGCGUUAGUUGAUACAACAUACAAUAACAAGAAUCAAUACUUUAUAACACAUAAAAAUAUACAUAAUUUGUUUAAUGUAACGUGACAAUAAAGUAGAGUGCUUUGAUGGGAAUUAAAACAAAGUAACCAACAACAUUAGUUACUAAUUAUUUAUUAUGAUUAUAAAAAUAGGAGAAUAUAUUCUAUAUAUGCUUUAUGUGAAAGUUUUUUUUAGUAACAAAAUUAAUUUUUGUAACAGGCUGAGAAGGAAGACAUUGAUACUUUGAAGAUGCAAAUAGAAACAGCCAUUUCCGCCUUAAAUCAUCCACAACCAAUCACCAUGUAAAACACACUACUAAACCAUUUUUUCUUCUUCUCUUUCUAAGAAUACAGACUGUAACCAACAUCAGAUUAAAUGCAUCAUCAUCAUCACCAUCUCUCCUCUUUCUCUAUAUAUGUGUUAUAUAUAUUAGUUAUGAGUAAUUUAAGGAAAAUGAAGUUUUUGUUUGUUUA